Molecule: messenger RNA, 219 nt
Organism: Guyanagaster necrorhizus
Lineage: Eukaryota; Fungi; Basidiomycota; Agaricomycetes; Agaricales; Physalacriaceae
Exons: 1
Source: RefSeq, a predicted model, not a curated record
UCCUUGGGCCUUUACAAGAAUGUGCUCUUCAACUUCAAGUGUCUGAAAGUGCUGCUACAAGUGCAUGUAGUAGAGAACACAGCAUAUGAUAUCUUGCUAGAAAGACUAUUCUCCAUACUCUGUGAAACCAAGAUUGACAACUAUGCUAAUAAAAAACAGAUCCUGACAAUCUAUAACCCAAACACUGGAAUGAAAACAAUUAUUUCUGCAUAUGAGCAG